AUGGACAUGUUUCUGCUGAAAGCCGCCGCGAUCGUCUUGGCACCUCUGCUGCUCAACCUUGGGAGCUGCUAUCGCGCGGUCUUGAACGACGCACGCAUCAUCUCGCUGGACCCUGCCCUGCAAAGCAAGCUAGAAGUGCUCUACGCUUAUCCCGGUUUCUGGGCCUUGUUCUGGUAUCGGCUCAGCCACGCUCUUCUCAUGAGAAACAUCCCUGGCCUUUCCUCGGUUGUGCCAAGGCUGGCCAUGUCUAUUGUCCGAUACGCCACCUCCAUCGACAUCCACCCGGCUGCCAAAAUCUCGGAAGAAGGAGUGUUAAUAGACCAUGGAGCCGCGCUGGUGGUCGGCGCGACGGCCAUAAUCGGGGCCCGGGUUACUCUGUACCACGGGGUUACGCUUGGCAACUCCGGGAAGAAGGUUUCCCCGGGAGGGAAAAGACAUCCCACCAUCGGAGACCGCGUUGUCCUCGGCGCUGGUGCAAAGAUUUUGGGAGACAUCACCAUCGAGGAUGACGUGCUAGUCGGGGCGAACUCGGUCGUCACCAAGUCUGUGCCGAAGCACCACACCGCCGUAGGUGUGCCCGCGAGAAUACUCUGCCGUGGCACCUGUACAGGAAAGGAUGUGACGGGAGCGGCGAUCUGCGAGCUGCACAGGCGUCUCAACAAGGUCGAAAAGGGUGGCGACGCCGUCGUAGUCCCUCAGAGACGAGAAGAAGCGGAUGUCGCGGGCGGACAGCAGGACACAAUACACCAGCAGCAGCAGCAGCAGCAGCAGGGGAGGGAAGCUUCGUCGUUGGCGUCGCCAGUGUCUGACGUCACGGUCGUUCCUUCGCCUUCGAGCGAAAACAACCACCAGCAGCAGCAGAAGAAGUUCGAUGCACCUGUACCGACGUCGUUGCCACCGACAUCGGAGAGCGGCAUCGGGCAAAUUUUGUACAGCCAAAACAUCCUCAAGGAGAUUGCUGUGAAUUGA
Messenger RNA from Ectocarpus siliculosus, 969 nucleotides. NCBI's taxonomy places the organism in Eukaryota, Phaeophyceae, Ectocarpales, Ectocarpaceae. The record is from the annotation of a GenBank genome assembly.